Molecule: messenger RNA, 1572 nt
Organism: Necator americanus (New World hookworm)
Lineage: Eukaryota; Metazoa; Nematoda; Chromadorea; Rhabditida; Ancylostomatidae
Exons: 9
Coding region: 1-1572 (523 amino acids)
Biological process (GO): cellular response to corticotropin-releasing hormone stimulus; regulation of transcription by RNA polymerase II
Cellular component (GO): nucleus; transcription regulator complex
Molecular function (GO): nuclear glucocorticoid receptor binding; RNA polymerase II cis-regulatory region sequence-specific DNA binding; DNA-binding transcription factor activity, RNA polymerase II-specific
Source: RefSeq, a predicted model, not a curated record
AUGCAACCACCACAAGAAAAUAACGCCGAAUCAAAUUCUUUUCGUAUUCCUCCAGCAUCUACCUCCUCAUCCACCGCUUCCCUACACCCCACGUCACAACGUCCGUCAUUCACGCUUCCUGGAAUGGGGAUUCAACGACAGUUACCGACUCCCACCCUCUACCCACCGUCAUUACUCGCCCAGAUGUUUCAGCCAUAUUUGAAUGGAGUUUUCCCUCCACCAGAGAUCGCUUUUCAUCUCAUGCAGGCUUCAUCGUCCACGCAGCCAAAGUUACCUCCUCUAGAUCCAAAUGUCCUCUCGAAGAGGAUGCAUCAUAUUUCAGAGGACAGAGACUCUGGCAAUGAAUCACUUAGUUACGCUGGAUCACCUCCUCUUUCUGGAACCUCUUCGAACGAUUCGUCAAGGUCCAACUCGUUCUCCGUAUCAGCGCUGCUCAAGACAGAAAUUAUAUCGAAGGUUAGACAAAAUGUAGCAGCACCUGGACCAUCGGUUCAUUCGGAAACGAAACCACCGAAAAUUUCGGAAGCGGAUCCCCCUGCUCGCUCUGAUCCUCAACCGGUUCAUGCACCAACACCAGUGAAACCAUCCACAUUUCCCGGACUGCCGCCUAAUUUUCAUCAUCAACUUCCGAUGGGAAAUUUCCAUUUCCCUCAUAUAACAGCACCUGGUCCUCUGGGACAACUCUCGAACUUUGGCCUCCCGCCAGGACCUCCGGGACCGCUUACCCCACAACGACCGGCGCAAUCGGGUAAUUAUCCGGAUCACUUCAAGAUGCAACAUUUUUUCACGAUGGGGAUGCCGGUGAGUGAUGGCUCGAGUCAGCGAGAUAUUUGUGUUGUUUGUCAUGACAAUGCAAGUGGUUAUCACUAUGGAGUGAUGAGCUGCGAGGGAUGCAAGGGUUUCUUCCGUCGCACCGUGCAAAAGAACAUGGACUACACAUGCCACAAGGAAAAACAAUGCCCAGUUGAUCGAGUGAGCAGAAACCGUUGUCAAGCUUGUCGAUUCCAAAAAUGUCUCGACAAGGGCAUGACAAAGGAAUCAGUUCGUCAGGAUCGUACGAGGAAAAGAAAAACACGAGAUGAAGAAAAAGAUACGGAACUGGACGAUACUCGUACAUUGAUGAACACCGUUGAUGAGGUCACGAACGCUUAUCGGGAAGCGUUCGGUGAUGCUAACGAAGAGGACAUUGUUUCUCGUGUACGGCGGUUUGUCAGCAAAGUCACACUUUUCAAAGAGUAUUCGGAGGAACAACUUACAGCGAAAAUCCAGAAAGGGGCGAGAGGAUGUAUGUUGCUGCGCGCUGCAUUUGUCCCGGGAGAGACUUCAGCUGCUCCGGAUUGUGGAGCGUUGUUGGAACGACUUCGGAGCGGAUUGUCGGAUAUAGAAGUCGAGGAACUAGCCUUAUUGUCUGCCGUUCACGUAGCGCAACCAAAUGGAACGCACGGCAACGACAACGUGACGAUGAGACUCAGCGAAUGCUUACAAGCUCAAGUACGAAUUAAUAAUCCAGAGAAGGAGAACUCGAAUAAGUUCACAAGGAUGCUAUUCAAAUUACCUCUGCUUGACGAUUGA